Perca fluviatilis (European perch) is the source of this 1892-nucleotide messenger RNA. RefSeq names its product C-reactive protein 1 (gene crp1). The record is from RefSeq and is a predicted model, not a curated record. NCBI's taxonomy places the organism in Eukaryota, Metazoa, Chordata, Actinopteri, Perciformes, Percidae. The coding region runs from base 111 to 803 and encodes 230 amino acids. The transcript has 3 exons.
GUUGAAGAGCUGACGUCAUGGCCUGUGCUAGGAGGGAAGAGGACUGGGCACGGGGCAUGAGCAAGUGGGACUGAGUUAGUAACAUCGAGGAACAACUUAACAACAUCAAAAUGAGUGUCAACACUGUGAGGUUUGCUGUGGGUGUACUUGGUGUCUUUGGAUGGUCUCUGACAAUCUCCUCAGCCACCCAAGUGGGUCUGAGCGACAAAGUCCUGGUGUUUCCAUAUGAGACAGACUUUAGCUUUGUGGCCAUGAUCCCGCAGAAGGAGAUGGGGCUGAGGGCCUUCACUCUCUGCAUGCGUGUGGCCACUGAGCUGCCGGAAGAACGUCAGAUCAUCCUGUUCGCCUACCGCACUGCCGACUAUGACGAGCUCAACGUGUGGCGUGAGCAGGACGGACGCAUCUCCUUUUAUAUGAGCGGUGACGGCACCUUCUUCCACCUGCCGCCCCUUACCACCUUCCGCACCAGCCUCUGCCUGACCUGGGAGUCUCGCACAGGCCUCACUGCUUUCUGGGUCGAGGGGAAACGCAGCACCUACCAGGUCUACAAACCUGGGCACAGCAUCCGUCCAAAAGGCACCGUCCUCCUGGGCCAGGACCCAGACAAACACCUGGGAGGUUUAGAGGCCGUGCAGAGCUUUGUAGGGGAGAUAACAGAUCUGAAUAUGUGGGACUUUGUGCUCUCCAGGAGCAUGAUCCAGGCCUGGCACUAUGGGCACAAGGUCCCCAAGGGCAACAUCUUUGACUGGGGCAAUAUGGAGUAUGAGCUGAACGGUAAUGUGAUGGUGGUGGAUGAUGACUGACUCGAUGUGGAGUCGAAUGCAGAGAGGGAUUUAGAGGUCUGUGUUGGACUCAUACUGAUAUGUGUAAUUUUCUUUCUUAGAUUCAGUGUUCCUUUAUGUUAGGGCUCUUCAACUUUUCUUCCAUAAAGUCCACACGUCUCUGUUUCAGUUUUGCAGGAAGAACCUCUUGAUGAUAGGUAAAGAAAAUAGAAAGGAAGAAUAUGCUCCUAUUUGUAACCUGUAACUAUCUUCAGCAGCAAAAGGCACCGGCAACAAAAGCCAAUACUUGGUGGUACACAGAAGUCAGUUGUUUUGCAUCAGUAAUCAGUAAGUUUAGGAUCAAUAUCAUUCUACUAAUGUUUGUGUUUUUUGUAUCUCAAAGCUUCAUCUUUUUAUAAAACAAACUGGUAAAUAUCAAGCACAAAAUGUUGAUGUGCCAGAUGUAUCCAUAGGGUGGCACUCUGUACUAGUUCAUAUCUAACAGAAACUCUGUCAAGUGAAACAUUGUCAUGCAUCCUCUAAUGUGAUUUGGCAUAGUUGUGAACUGAGGUUAUAAACGAGGCCACCAAAAAUUGAUUAAAUGUUGCUGCUAUAAGAGCAAAUUUCAACAAAUAAUAUGCAUUGAAAUGAUCAACUGCUAUGUAACUAUAACUUAAAAAUGUACAGGUAAAAAUGUAUUUAAAAAAAUCUUUUUGUCUGAUUUGAACAUAUUGUAACAACUAUAUAUAUACAUAUACAUAUACAUGUACAUAUAUAUAUAUAUGUACACACACACACAUAUAUAUAAUUAAACCUGCUAUAAUGCAUGCAAUUAGUACACAUUUGCUUUGUCCAAUGCUAUUAAUGAUGAGGAUGUAAAGGGGAUAAUAAAACAGCAAACUGGGAGAUACAUUAAUUCUACUGUAGACUUAAUGAUUUAACUGCACUCAGAGACAAAUAACAAUUAUCAUGUUUAAUAUCCAUCGCCAUAAUGUUGCCUUCGGUUAGCGUACUCACUCAUGAAUUUUCCAUGUUUCGACUGAUGUAAGAACGCUUUUGGGUCUGAAAUAAAAUCUUUCCAUGUGCAUAACUAAUAAUGUUUGUAAUUAAAGAGAAUAUUUCGUCUUUGAA